AAACAUUAGUUCUCUCCAUUGGCAUUCCAAGUCAUCAACCUCUCAAGCUUCACUCAUCAUAUUCUUGUUUUGAAUUUUUCCAAUUAAAAUAAACCACAAUGGAAAAAGCAACAUCGCACUGUCAAAUUCGUCCGCCCACUUAUGGCAAACUCAUUACGGUUCUUAGCAUUGACGGAGGAGGAAUUAGAGGCAUAAUCCCCGGAAUUAUUCUCGCAAACCUAGAAUCACAACUUCAGGAACUAGAUGGCAUGGAUGCAAGGCUUGCGGAUUACUUUGAUGUAAUUGCGGGAACAAGUACUGGUGGUCUAAUAACUGCCAUGUUAACUGCACCAAACAAUGAUAAACGACCUUUAUAUGCUGCAAAAGAUAUAGUGCCCUUUUAUCUUGAGAACUGUCCAAAAAUUUUCCCCCAAACAAGGUAAGAAAUAAAUAACAUGAAACUUAGAUAUGUAGAGGCUUGAUGGUCCGGUGGAUGAGACAAUCUCUUACCAUUUGUGCUUUCCCUAUUCCCUUUCUACGGUUAUACAAAAAAGGGCAAAAAAAGAAAGAGAAGAUACUUGAUGGGUUUAUAUUCAAUAUCAUGAUACCGACUGUAUAUUCAUACAUAUAGAUUUUGUACAACUUUAAUAAUUAUUUCUAAGUUUCACCACUAUUUGAGCAAACAUGGAUUUUUAGUAUGAGUAAAGCAUUUGUUUCUUUAUUGGAAACAACUGGAAGUGUCAUGCUUUUUGUAAAUUAAUCUGAAAAGUUACGUAUCUUGAAAAGUAUGCCAAAAAUAAUUAAUUAAAAGGGAAAGUAACUUGAAAGUGGUUGUUAGGGAAAUUAAUUACAAAAAAAUAAUAAAUAUUAACAAUAAAAAUCAUAAUUUUUUUAGGAUAAAUUACACUUACACCCCUAAGACUUGGGCUUAAUACACAUCAUUCUCUGAUGUUGUCAUUGUAAUUAUUUAGACGGAAUAAAAACAUUAAACUCAUACACUCUCUCUUUUCUUACUUUGCUUUACUUUCUCAUUUUUUUUUCCUUUCCUUUCUUUUACUGUUUUUUUUUUCAAUAUAAUUUUUUCUAUUUUUUCUAUUAGUAGUUGUUAUAUAAGCAGGGAAUUGUGAAAUAAAAUUAUUAACCACAAGGGUAAGAAUGUAAUUUUCAAAACAUUAGGGGAUGA
Messenger RNA from Camellia sinensis, 1162 nucleotides. The record is from RefSeq and is a predicted model, not a curated record. Lineage: Eukaryota; Viridiplantae; Streptophyta; Magnoliopsida; Ericales; Theaceae.